AUGCAAAGCAAUUUAGACUACACUCUCGAUGAGUAUAACUACUUUAAAAUGGAAAAUCCUUUUGAUAAUAGUGAAAUGGAUUUAGACAAUAAGUAACAAAACAUUAAAUACUUCAAUCAUGAAAUAGCAUCAACAAACAGUUAAUCUAAUAGUCUAAAUGAAAAUUUAGACACCUUUUUUGAUGAUUUUUAUAGAUUGAAUUUAACAAUUGACUUCGAUAGUUAAGAUCCAUUUUAAAAUCUUCCUAACAAAUACCAAUUUUAUUCAAAUGAAAUGAAGUAGUUUAACUUAGAGGAUCCACUCUUUGGAAAGCAAUAUUAAUAUUUUUAACAAAAUGAGACGUAUUAGUAAUAUAAGGAAUAACCUCAAGAUAAAAGCAACAAUAAUUCAAAUGAGCUCAUUCAAUCAGACUAAAAUCAAACUUCAAUUGAUUCUUGGAAUAAAGACUUUUAAAGUCUAACUUAGGAUCAAGUUGAUGUUGUGAUUGAUGAGAUUGAUGCAGCUUAUGAUUAAUCCAUAACUUAAAGAAAGGGAAAAAAGAGAGGGCGUCCUUUCAAGGAUAUUUAAAAUGAAAAUAUUGAUCAACUACCUAAUAUAAAUACACACAGUAUUAAAAAUGUCAGAUGCAUUGCUAGAUGUUUUAGGCAACUUAUAAGUAUUAAUAAAUACUAGUUGAUAGAUAAACUUGCUUUCAAAAUCAGAAACCAUUUUAAGAAUGAUUCUCCAGCUCAGAUUAUCAAAAAAAUAGAAAAUGAUCUGAGAUAUUGUUAGAGUCCUGUUAAAGAGGAUAAGAAAUUUAAACGAGAUUUCAAAAGAGACCGAGUUAUCGUAACAAAUGACAACAUCAGUAUUUUAGGUAGACUCUGCUAUAGAUACAAAUUCUCAGACGAGAUAAAAUUCUUCUAAGAUCCCAUUUAUUAAUUCCUAUUCCUAGAAUGUAUGAGAUCCAUCAGGAAAGAGUUCAAAGGUCAGAAGGAUGUUUUGGGAACACUUGAGAGUAUAAUAAAACUUCACUUUUGA
Messenger RNA from Stylonychia lemnae, 1020 nucleotides. NCBI's taxonomy places the organism in Eukaryota, Ciliophora, Spirotrichea, Sporadotrichida, Oxytrichidae. The record is from the annotation of a GenBank genome assembly.